AUAGUGAUGAAGGUGUAGAUAAUGAAGGUGUAGAUAGUGAUGAAAAUAUAAAUAGUGAUGAAGAUAUUGAUAGUAAUGAAAGUAUUGGUAGUAAUGAAAGUAUAGAUAGUAAUGAAAGUAUAGAUAUUAAUGAAGAUUUAGAUGAUGAAGAAGAUGCAGAUGGUGGAAAUUUAAAUUUUAUUUUUGAUGAAAAUUAUAUCAAAGGGUUAAAACUUUUAGCAUUAAAAAUUAAACAUGGAAUAACAGAUAUUGCUUUUAAUGAUAUUUUAAAAACUUUUAACCUUAAUAUUUCUUUAUAUAAAUUUCUUUUACAAUAUUCUGACAAGAAUCAAGCAAAAGAAUUAAGAUAUAGACAUGAAUAUACAUCAACUGAACAAUAUUUAUCUGGUGAUAAAUAUAUAGAUAUUUUUGAUGGCAGAAUAUAUAAAAAUUUAUUAGAAAAAAACUAUUUUAAUGAUGAAAGGACAAUUGCACUUACUGCUUCUUCAGAUGGUUACCAAAUUUUUAAACAAAAAACAGAUGAUUGUUGGAUUAUUUUAUUUAUUAAUCAUAAUUUACAUCCUUCUAUAAGAUUUAAAAAAUCAAAUUUAUUGAUUACAAUGUUAAUUCCUGGACCUAAAUCACCAAAAGACAUGAAUUCAUUUUUAGUUCCUCUUAUUGAAGAAUUAAAAGAAUUAUCAA
Molecule: messenger RNA, 681 nt
Organism: Diversispora eburnea
Lineage: Eukaryota; Fungi; Glomeromycota; Glomeromycetes; Diversisporales; Diversisporaceae
Source: the annotation of a GenBank genome assembly